Platichthys flesus (European flounder) is the source of this 3893-nucleotide messenger RNA. It is a transcript of the gene rps6kc1, whose product is annotated as ribosomal protein S6 kinase polypeptide 1. The transcript has 16 exons. The coding region runs from base 64 to 3423 and encodes 1119 amino acids. Gene Ontology annotation, biological process: protein phosphorylation. Gene Ontology annotation, cellular component: early endosome. Lineage: Eukaryota; Metazoa; Chordata; Actinopteri; Pleuronectiformes; Pleuronectidae. Gene Ontology annotation, molecular function: ATP binding; phosphatidylinositol binding; protein kinase activity. The record is from RefSeq and is a predicted model, not a curated record.
UGUCAGAGAAUGAAUGUGAGCGGCUAGCAGGCUACUAGCUUUGGCGAUGUGGUCACUCUCAGGAUGAUAUCGCAGCGGGACAGAGGAGAACUCGCUCGGUUUUAUACAGUCACGGACCCGAAGAAGCACCAGAAAGGUUACACGGUGUAUCAAGUCACCGCUCGGAUUAUUUCCAGGAGGAACCCAGAAGAUGUUCAAGAGAUAACAGUGUGGAAGAGAUACAGUGAUUUCCGGAAGCUUCAUCACAAUCUCUGGCAGCUGCACAAGGAUGUAUGUAGCCAGUCAGAGCUGUUUCCUCCUUUUGCCAAGGCCAAGGUCUUUGGUCGUUUUGAUGACUCAGUGAUUGAGGAACGAAGACAGUGCUCUGAGGAUCUGCUACAAUUCUCUGCUAAUAUCCCUGCUCUGUACAGCAGUCAGCACAUCCAAGAUUUCUUUAAGGGAGGUGAGGUCCACGACGGCUCAGAGCUCAUUGGACCAGCUGAGCCCUUUUCAGAUUUCCGGGCAGAUAGUUUAUCAGACUGCAGCUCUGACGUUCAAAGAGACUUCAGUGGUGCAGAUGAUUUGACUGUCACAUCUGAGUAUGGAGGCCCAUCCAUUGACAGUGACUUGACCUCCCUGGUUGUGGAUACAGACUCUUUGGCUGAGCUGGAUGAUGGCAUGGCCUCAGGCCGCACCUCCCCAAACCAGCCACAGGGGGGAGCUUCCCAUAUUAGCAGCAGCUGCAGUCCUCGCUUGCCCUCCCUGCAUGACCACCGCUCCCCAUCUCCUAGCCCAGUCCCUGCCUCCUCAGCCCCUAACCCCGAGGUCAGCUGGCCAGGCCGGACGCCUCUCUUUUCUGGCACUUUGAAGAAAGUCAGCGGUGGCAAACACAAGGACGUUAAGUCCGACUACCUAGAAAAAGCCAGCGAGCUCAUCUGCGUGGCUAUACAGAAGGAGAAAGAGCAGGACUACCAGGCAGCUUUUUCUUAUUAUCGCAGUGGAGUGGACCUGCUGCUGCAAGGAGUGCAAGGUGAGCCCAGUCCCACACGACGAGAGGCAGUGAAGAAGAAGACUGCGGAGUACCUGAUGCGUGCAGAACAGAUAUCAAGUCAAUAUCUGAGAAGCAACAUGGGUCAAGGGUCAACACAAACAGUAGCUUUGGGGGCACAGUGCUGCCCUUCCAGCAGCAGAGCAGGCCAGCAGAGUCCAUCUGAUGAGCUGAGAGCAUACAGGGUGUUGGGGGUCAUAGAUAAGGUUCUUCUGGUCAUGGACAAGAGAACAGAAGAGACUUUCAUCCUGAAAGGUCUGAGGAAGAGCAGCGAUUGCGGGCGGACUAAGAGGACCAUCAUGCCUCACUCUGUUCCCCACAUGGUACAGCUGAAGAAGUUUGUCGUCUCUGAAAACACAGUUUUCCUUCUGCUGCAGUAUGCCGAGGGUGGAAAACUGUGGUCGCACAUUGAAAAGUACCUAAGCACUUCAAGCCCGGAGGAGAGCUUUGACAUUGCUUUCAUUCAGAAGAGCCACACAACAGCGGUGCAUACCCCACAACCUGCUGUACCACAGCCGGAUACAGACUCAGCCAGUUCAGGUUCAGGGCCCGUCGCUGGUUCUGUUUCUGUCUCAGAGCUGAAGAAAGAGGGAGGAAACAUCCUCGCGCCUCUUAAAAGACUUCUUCCCACCAGGCUUAUCAAACAAACGGGGGCCCAGUCAGACUCUGGAGCCAACUCCGAGGAAGAGUGCACCAACAGUUAUUUGACUCUUUGCAAUGAGUAUGAACAAGACAAAGUAGAACCAGAUGCACUUGAGGAGGAAGAGGCGAGGAGUGAACAGGAAAUGCUGUCACUGGAAGUUCCCGUUGGGACGACCACCACUUCCUCACAUAGCCGAUCGCUGAUGAGCAACGACAGCCUCUCGUCACCUCUCAGCUCUCAGGAACUUGGCUUCUUCACCGAGUCAUCCGACAAAAGUGGCCACACCCACGACAAUGAGCAAGACCACAGCGAGGGACAGGACCACGGGGAAGUGUUUAGUCCAUUACCCUCUCCUGCGGUGCCCCUGUCCCUGGAUCAGUCCAAGCACACGCCAAUGGAGUUUUUCCGUAUUGACAGCAAAGACAGUGCAAGCGAGGUGACAUGUCUCGACUUUGGAGAGCAGCGCCCCCCUAAUAAGCAGGUCCCGCUUUUGUCUACAUCCGACCUGGGCUCGGACAUCCCCGAAGAUCUACCAGAGCUGGCUCAGGAGGUCAAGGGCCACAGCUCGGAGCUUUGGUCGUUAGAUUGCAGUGAUAAAGGCUCCAAUGAGUCAGUGCCAGUCAUCUCAUUUAAAGAGGCGUUAGUGGCAGACGAGGGUCACCCACCAGAUCUGCUGGUCAACCUCCCUGCAAUGAGUGGGACCGUAGACACGUCACAGGAGGAGCUGGAGACCUCAGGAGUGUGUCUGGGCCUCGAGGCCACAGCUUCUCCUCAGAAGUGCAUCCAGCCAGAUGUUUUACAGCUUCACAGCCAGCCGGAGGAGGAGGAGGAGCAGACACUGGAGCAGGAGCUGUCAUCUCUGUGUACAGCCUCUGCAGCCUGCGACACCAGUGUUGCCUCCUCCUCUCCCCUCAACUCAUUGUGGGACGACUACAGCCUGGCAUUUGGCAUCGAGGCCUCUGACAAAAUGGUUUUUGAUGAAAGUCAAAAUAAUGACCUUCCUCUCGACACAGACAUUUCAGGAGCUGACUCAAGUAGUGAAAAACCAGAAGCCAGUACGAGAAUAAACACAGACCACAGUGCAGCCUCUAUCCCAGACGCGUAUGGGACAGAGGCCUGUGCUGUGGUCGACGGUUUAUUACAUCUUGAUGGUGAAUUAUCAGGAAUGGUUAGCAAUAAAAGUGUCAUCGAGUUUGAUAAAGAAGUAUCGCGGCUGUUCGCAAAGCUGGACGAGCUGUCGCUGGCUGCAUCCCAAGCUCGUAUACCGGAGGAGUUUGUCCAACGCUGGGCUGUAGAGAUGGUGACAGCUCUGGAUUCACUGCACCAAGAAGGUAUCAUCUGUCGAGACCUGAACCCCAACAACAUCCUGCUCGACCACCAAGGUCACGUUCAGAUCACCUACUUCUGUAGCUGGAGUGAUGUGGAGGAGUCCUGUGACAAAGACGCCAUUGCCAAUAUGUACUGUGCCCCAGAGGUGGGAGGUAUCAGUGAGGAAACGGCAGCGUGUGAUUGGUGGAGUUUGGGCGCCAUCCUGUUUGAGCUCCUGACGGGCAUGUCUCUGCUGCGGUGCCAUCCAGCAGGAAUCAGUCGCCACACGGCUCUCAGCAUCCCUGAGUCUGUUUCAAAGGAGGCCAGAUCUCUGCUCGAGCAGCUGCUCCAGUACAACCCAAUGGAGAGACUGGGGGCAGGAGCGGGAGGCGUGGACGAUAUUAAAUCCCACCCUUUCUUUGCCAGAGUACACUGGUCCAAGUAGACGCUAGUUAUUGUGUGACUGCGGUAAAAGCUGAGCUGCAUGCUGGGAAACGCGGUCCCAAUUGAACGCUUUUUGAGACUGGAAACACAAGUAGAUAUACAGUAAAUUAUGCAUCUCUGCACACGUCCCAUUUUGUUCUUUCCCCAUUUACCUGUCUGAUUCUUUUUUUAUCUUUUUUAAUAGAAUUGGCGAAGCAUCAGUAUUAUCUUCCCUUGCACACUGCUUAUUUCUUAGGGUUUAACACUCAAACAACGUGUGUGGUGCAAUAAUUUUCACAGAAAGUGUGUGAGAGUUGAUCGACUGCAGCGUUGUUGUUCCUUGUGCCGAAGCCAAAAUAACAACUAAAAGUGAGAGGUGCCAUUUUGUCCUUCUCACUGCAUUUAUUUAACACGGUUUGUUAAUUAUGUUUCAAACUGACGCAGUUCACUUUUCUUAAAGACUCAUGUGCAAUAAACUCCAUUUGUCGCCAC